UUAACAUUGAGGAAGCACCUUGGGACCUUCAAUGAACCAUUUGCAUGUAAGCUCGAGGUGAUGUUAAGGUCAUUUGAACAGCAGACUCUUACAAUUGAAAUGCAAGGCAUGAAGGACACAAUGUUGACUGAUUAUUUUGCUCGUAAAUAG
Suillus fuscotomentosus is the source of this 150-nucleotide messenger RNA. RefSeq lists its product as uncharacterized. NCBI's taxonomy places the organism in Eukaryota, Fungi, Basidiomycota, Agaricomycetes, Boletales, Suillaceae. The annotation marks the transcript as partial. The transcript has a single exon. The record is from RefSeq and is a predicted model, not a curated record.